Messenger RNA from Armigeres subalbatus, 1570 nucleotides. RefSeq names its product probable cytochrome P450 6a13. Gene Ontology annotation, molecular function: oxidoreductase activity, acting on paired donors, with incorporation or reduction of molecular oxygen; heme binding; monooxygenase activity. NCBI's taxonomy places the organism in Eukaryota, Metazoa, Arthropoda, Insecta, Diptera, Culicidae. The transcript is spliced from 2 exons. The record is from RefSeq and is a predicted model, not a curated record. The coding region runs from base 31 to 1524 and encodes 497 amino acids.
UUCAUCAAUCCAUUUUCUUUUAUUUCGGCAAUGUGGAUUUAUUUAUCAGUUUUAGCAGUGACCUUGGCCGUGCUAUGGGUGCGCAAGCGUUACUCAUACUGGAAGGAGCGUGGCAUCCCGUAUUCGGAACCAAGUUUCCCAGCCGGUAACAUUCCUGGAAUGGGGCGGACGAAGCAUUUUUCGGCACUGAUGCAGCACUGUUACAAUGAUCUGAAGGGAAAAGGACCUAUCGGAGGAAUGUUCUUCUUCAUAAAUCCCGUUGCGUUGGCAAUGGACUUGGAUAUGAUCAAAAAUGUGUUAGUGAAAGAUUUCCAGUACUUCCAUGACCGAUCAGUGUACUACAAUGAAAAGGACGAUCCUUUGUCGGCUCAUUUGCUUGCUAUAGAGGGUACAAAGUGGAAAAACUUGAGAGCCAAAUUAACGCCAACGUUCAGUUCAGGAAAAAUGAAAAUGAUGUUUCCAACCAUCAUUGGAGUUGCCGAAGAAUUUCAGAAGCUAAUGAAAACUGAAAUGUCGAAGAAUGAUGAAAUUGAGAUGAAGGAGAUUCUUGCACGAUUUACAACUGAUGUCAUCGGAAAUUGUGCUUUUGGAUUGGAAUGCAAUAGCCUACAUGAUCCAGAAGCCGAAUUCAGACGCAUGGGAAGAAAAAUAUUUUCAGUUCCUGGUGGACUCCUUAGAGUUUUUAUCGCUCAACAGUUCCGUUCGAUUGCUCUAUCACUUCGGAUAGUUUUAACUGAUAAAGAAGUGUCUAAAUUUUUCAUUGGUGCUGUUAAAGAUACAGUCAAGUAUCGAGAGGAGAACAAAAUUGAAAGAAAUGAUUUUAUGAGCCUGCUGAUGAAACUCAAAAACGCAGAACCGUUGGAAGACGGUAAUGUAAGCAAAAUGGACCCACUGACUGUAGAGCAAAUCGCUGCACAAGCUUUCGUGUUCUUCUUGGCUGGCUUUGAAACGUCAUCGACCGCAAUGUCCUAUUGCUUGUACGAAUUAGCGCAUAACAUCGACCUACAAAACAAGGCGCGGAAAUGCGUUACAGAUGCUAUCAAAAAGCAUGGUUCAAUGACAUACGAGGCAAUUCAAGACAUGCCGUAUAUCGAUCAGUGUAUCAACGAAUCCCUUCGUAAAUAUCCUCCUGUUUCCAAUCUUGCAAGAAAAGUUACCAAGGACUACAAGCUCCCCAACAGCGAUGUUGUACUCCAGAAAGGUUCCACACUUAUCGUACCGGUAUAUGCCAUACAUCACGAUCCCGAGUACUACCCCGAUCCGGAACGGUUCGACCCGGAUCGCUUUGCGCCGGAUCAGGUGGCCAAACGACAUCCGUACACUUUCCUGCCGUUCGGUGAGGGUCCUCGAAUAUGUAUUGGCAUGCGGUUCGGCGUGAUGCAAGCUCGAGUCGGUUUGGCGUACUUGUUGAAGGAUUUCAAGUUCACGUUGUCCAACAGAACACCGGUUCCGUUGAAAAUCUCACCACGCACUCUAAUUCUCACAUCGGAAGGAGGACUGUGGUUGAAAGUGGAGCAGUUGUGAAGACGUUGGGAAGGUGUCGCGAGGAUGAGUGUGAACAUGAACAAAA